Amborella trichopoda is the source of this 5327-nucleotide messenger RNA. The record is from RefSeq and is a predicted model, not a curated record. NCBI's taxonomy places the organism in Eukaryota, Viridiplantae, Streptophyta, Magnoliopsida, Amborellales, Amborellaceae.
AUCACUUUCUCUCUUUAUCCUGGCCUCUCUCUCUAACCUGGCAUCACUUUCUCGCUCAAACCUGGCGUCUCUCUCUCUAACCUGGCAUCUAAAUCUCUGUCUGAUUUCCCCUAAAAAAAGAAAAUGGCGUUGUAUCUUAAUGGGUACAGUCACCUUUCAUAGGAAAGUUGUCGGCGACAAAUCUCCCCCAAAUCCUUUGCCCCCAUCUCUCUCUAGGAUCUGGAGGUCAGCUCACUUUAAUGGAUAAUGAACUCAUUAGUGGAAGUUACAGUGUAAUCGUAAUUCAUUCAUGGCCGUUACUUUCUCUCUCUAGGCACCUCUCCUCAACUUUUAUGAGAAUUGCUCCCAGGAAGUUACGUUAUAAACUCUGCCACACAGUGGUUAUAUUUCUUAAAGACAUGUGAUCUAUCCCAGCUUUUUAGCCAUUUAAGUACACUGAUUGUCUCCUCCAGUGGCUGGUUUCUCUCUCUCCUGCACAUUUCUCUCUCUCUUCAUUCUGUUUUUUUUGUUUUUUUCAUUUUUAUAAUUACUACUGCACCUUUUUUUUGGUGGGGUGUUCAUUUUAUUUGAUUUUUUGUUGCCCCCAUCUCUCAGGCGUUUGUUUGUGCAGUUAUGGGUCUAAAGGAGAGGUUAGGUGGGUAGAGAGAGAGAGGGGGAAAAGUUUUGAAGUUUCAGGGCGAUGCUCUGUUCUUGUUUUCUCUGGGGUAAAGCUUCAACAGGCGUUGCUUAGGGGACAAAGAUGGGGGCUUCCUCUUUGUUCCUUCAUGGGUUUUGUCUCUGUUGACAAACAAUAUGAGAAUGAAGCAGAGAGGGAAAUUUGUUGCUUUGAUACUGGUGCUGCUUCUGUUGAUGUUCACCUUCUUGUUUUUUGACACUCGAGCAGGGCAUUCUGGAUCUUCGACUCAAGAACUCAAUCUGGUUGUUCAUCCUGUUGUUAGAGAUCAAAUACUAAACGAGGGAUAUCAUGAAGAUGCACCGAAGUACAGCACAUCAGUGGAAGCAUUAGUUCCUUCAGGGUCUAUCGUUUUGUCACCACAAACAAUAGUGUCAAUGCCUCAUCUUGUCAGUGAACAAAUGCCCAAUAGUGGAGAAGCACCUAGUAAUGGACCAAUCUCAGUUCCAUUUCCUAGAUGGGAUUUCAUCCCUUCAAAUUUUAUCCCAUCAAUGCCUCCUUAUGUUGGAGAAAGAGUUCCCAAAGGGUAUCAUGGAAAGGAACCGAUUAGCAAUGAACUGUAUACCAAAGUGUCAAUGCCUCCUCGUGUCAGUGAACAAAUGCCCAAUAGUGGAGAAGCACCUAGUAAUGGACCAAUCUCAGUUCCAAUUCCUAGAUUUUUAUCGCCUUCAAGUGUAUUGCCUGUGACACCACCAUCCAUUCACCCAUCAACACCAAUCAUAGAGUCAUCUUUGCCUCCAAGUGCACCAUCUAAGCCCUCAGGCACUGGAAAUAACCACUCGAGAAUCUUGUCUCCAUCACCACAUGGACUGCCUGGGGAUUUCAUCCCUUCAAAUUUUAUCCCAUCAAUGCCUCCUUAUGUUGGAGAAAGUGUUCCCAUAGGGUAUCAUGCAAAGGCACCGAUUAGCAAUGAACCGCAUACCAAAGGAUUGAUGCCAUCUCCUCCUAGGGCAUCGCCAUCCAAGUCAUUACCGGUGCAACCUGGCAUUCAGCAUAUAUCACCAUCCUUGACUUUGGUUGCUUCAUCUCCUGUUAUAAGCAUCAAACAUAAACAUUCAAGGCUUAUCCCUCCAUCUGUACAAUUUCUUGCACCACAUGGACCCAAUGAAAAGAAUCGUAUUUCUCCCUCACCACGGGUUUCUCCAUCCUCCUCUAAUCAUAGAAGUGAUCAGCCACCAUUGGCAGCACCGCCAAUGGGAAUGUCACAGCAUUCAUUUCAUGGGAGUCAACCCCAAAUUAAAGGUCCUUCACCAGUGCAACCUGCAAGUGCCCCAAACACUGUUUCUGCACCACUCUCACAACCCAAACCUCACUCAAGCAAAAGAGUAAUCAAUGAUCGUAUUUCUCUCUCACCAUGGGUUGCUCCAUCCACCUCUCAUCGUAGAAGUGAUCAGCCACCAUUGGCAGCACCACCCAUGGAAAUGUCAAGGCAUUCAUUUCACAGGAAUCAUCCCCAAAGUAAAGGUGCUUCACCUGUGCAACCUGCAAGGUCCCGAAACACUGUUUCUGCACCACCCUCUCUCCCCAAACCUCACUCAAGCAAAAGGGUAAUCAACGGUCCAGCUUAUUCGCCCUCAGACUUGUUUUAUCCACCUUCUCGCCAUCAGGGUCCAGUGGUUCCUCUGGCUCCUUCUCCACUUACUCGGGAGCAUUCAAGCGUUUCUGCACAUCCUCCAGGUGUGGUUCCCAUGUGGAGGAAGCGUUUGCAUCCCCCCAAGCAUCAAGCUUCUCAUCAUAGAAGGGAUCAGCCACCAUUGGCAGCACCUCCCAUGGAAAUGUCAAGGCAUUCAUUUCAUGGGAAUCAUCCCCAAAGUAAAGGUGCUUCACCUGUGCAACCUGCAAGGCCCCCAAACACUGUUUCUGCACCACUCUCUCCCCCCCAACCUCAUUUUAGAAAAAGAGUAAUCAACGGUCCAACUUCUUCACCCUCAGACUCGUUUCAUCCACCUUCUCACCAUCAAGGUCCAGUGGUUCCUCUGGCUCCUGCUCCACUUAAUCGGGAGCGUUCAAGCGUUUCUGCACAUCCUCCAGGUGUGGUUCCCAAGUGGAGGAAGUAUUUGCAUCCACCCAAGUAUCAAGCUUCUCCCUCUCAAUCUCCCAGUCAAGCACCAUUCCCUUCAAUGGGGAAUCUGAGAAGUCCCCCAUCUUUGCCAUCUGCAUCCCCAAUCCAAGCUGCUCCCUCUCGCUCUCCCAGCCAGCCCCCAUUUCCUUUGACAGGGAAAGUGAGGAGUCCCUCAUCUUUGCCAUCUGCAACCAUUCCAUCUGCCCCAAGUCAAGGGCUUGUUCAUCCUCCAAGUAUUUCAUCUAUCGCACCUUCUCCAAAGAAGUCAAGAUCCCCUGUACCAUCACCAGUUCGAUUACUUCCACCUCCGCCUCCUAAUAUUGAUUGCACAGGGCUGACUUGCACCGAGCCAUACACUAAUACACCUCCAGGUUCACCUUGUGGCUGUGUAUUUCCCAUGCAAGUUGGGCUUCGCCUUGGUGUUGCACUUUAUGCAUUCUUCCCAUUGGUCUCAGAGCUAGCUCAAGAAGUAGCAGCUGGAAUCUUGAUGAAACAAAGCCAGGUCAGAAUCAUGGGAGCAAAUGCUGACACUGAGCAACAAGAGAAGACCAUUGUACUUAUCGAUCUGGUCCCACUUGGACAAAAGUUUGACAACACAACAGCAUUCUUGACCUUUGAAAAAUUCUGGCACAAGCAAGUGGUCAUCAACGUUGCACUCUUUGGUGAUUAUGAUGUACUUUAUGUCCGGUAUCCAGGGCUUCCUCCGUCUCCACCAUCUGCUUCCAUUAAUGUGACAUUAGAUGAUGGGCCCUAUGCAUCUUCUAACAUUAGUUCGAGAAAAGUAAAUCCCAUUGGUGUUGAUGUGAGGCACCGGAGACAUAAGCUUGGAGGCACCUUCAUUGCUAUUAUAGCCCUUUCAUCAGCUAUAGGUCUGGUUAUAUGUCUUGGAGCUCUUUGGUUUAUGCUUUUGAGAAAAGGAGGUGGUAGACACCAACAGCCUGCAGCAGCCCCAAGGACGCCAGUGGUACCGAUUGUGAAACAAAUGGGUGUUGGAUCCGCAUUAUCAGGCAGUGGGCUUAGUUCGGCAUCAUUGUCUUUUGGUUCAAGUAUUGCAACAUAUGCAGGAUCGGCUAAAACAUUCAGUUUAGGUGAGAUGGAGAGAGCUACAAAUCGCUUUGAUCCUGCAAGAAUACUGGGUGAAGGUGGCUUUGGCCGUGUGUAUAGUGGGGUCUUAGAAGAUGGAACAAAGGUGGCUGUGAAGGUUCUUACACGAGAUGACCAGCAAGGUGGGCGUGAAUUCUUGGCGGAAGUUGAGAUGCUUAGCCGUUUGCACCACCGGAACUUGGUCAAGUUGAUUGGUAUAUGCACAGAGGAGCAUAACCGUUGCCUCGUUUAUGAACUUGUACCAAAUGGUAGCGUGGAGUCCCAUCUGCAUGGUGUGGACAGGGAAACCUCUCCGCUAGAUUGGAAUGCACGGAUGAAGAUUGCACUUGGAUCAGCUCGCGGCCUUGCAUAUCUCCAUGAAGAUUCAAGUCCCCGUGUAAUUCAUCGAGACUUCAAGUCUAGUAACAUCUUGUUGGAGGAUGAUUUUACCCCCAAAGUGUCUGAUUUUGGCUUGGCCAGAGCAGCAUCAGAAGGGGGGAACGAACACAUCUCAACACGUGUUAUGGGGACUUUUGGGUAUGUCGCCCCCGAGUAUGCAAUGACAGGGCAUCUCCUUGUGAAGAGCGAUGUCUACAGCUAUGGAGUUGUCCUCCUUGAGCUCCUAACAGGCCGUAAACCAGUCGAUAUGAGCCAACCCCAAGGCCAAGAGAACCUAGUCACAUGGGCCCGCCCUCUCCUCACAAGCAAAGAGGGCCUUGACACGAUUGCUGACCCUGCCUUAGUUAAUAAAUACCCCUUUGACAGCAUGGCAAAGGUUGCGGCCAUAGCAUCGAUGUGCGUUCAACCCGAGGUUUCGCACCGACCAUUCAUGGGUGAGGUUGUCCAAGCCUUGAAGCUUGUGUGCCAUGACUCUGAUGAGAGAGAAGGUGGUGGCUCCGGAAGCUAUAGUCAAGAGGGACUCUCGACAUUGGGUAUCGAAAUAAAAGGUGGUUCCACUGGGCUUCAAGAUACAACAUCCUUUGUCUCAGCAGAUUGUUAUGAUACUGGAAUGGAAGCCGAAAGGGGGCUAUCAGGUUCAGAUGUCUUUAGUGCGUCGGCAAGGCUUGUGAGGGAGCUUUCAGGAUCUUUUAGAAGGCAUUCGAGUUCGGGGCCUUUAAUGAGAACAAGUAGGAGCAGGCAGCUUUGGCGUGGAAUUAGGGGGUUAUCGAGUGGGAGUAUGAGUGAGCAUCGGGCUGCCCGUAAGUCUCAUGGGGUCUUCUGAGAAUUGUGGCCAUCAUAAUGAUUUCUUAUUACACGGGAUUGAAAGACGAGGAAAAUGAGCAGCACGGAGUUUCAGUUGUACACUAGAGAGGUGAUUUAAAUGCUUCUUGUAACAAUUUAGGCAGGGCCAUGUUAAGACGAUGGCUGGUAUAUGCAGAAAUUUUUGGAAAAUAAGUUAUUCUGUUCCAUUGUGGUAAAUAAUUAGCCGCUGUAACUGUUGAGUAAAAAGGAAAUAUGAGGUGAUAAAUGAUGGGUGUCAGUUGAGGGCACCCACCUAUGUGUUUCUUA